CGGGCUGAGCGAUGCGGCUGGCGGCCCCCCUGCGCUUUGCGGCCGCCCUGGGGCUCCUUUGGCUCCUGGGCUGGGUCCUGCUGGGGCCCCCCCGCACCCCCCCUGCGCUGCAGCGCCUCCUGCUGGCCCGCCCUGAGGCCCCGCCCACAGCAGCGCCCCGCCCCCCCCGGUUCAAGUGCGGGCUCCCCCGGCCCUGCCCCCCCGCCCAUUUCGCCUUCCGAUUGGUCAGCGGCGCCGCCAACGUCAUCGGGCCCAAGAUCUGCCUCGAGGACCGCGUGUUAAUGAGCAGCGUCAAGAACAACGUGGGCCGAGGCCUCAACAUCGCCCUGGUCAACGGAGUCAAUGGGGAGCUCAUCGCCGCGCGCGCCUUCGACAUGUGGGCGGGGGAUGUGGAGGAGCUGCUCAAGUUCCUGCGGCCGCUGCACGAGGGGACCUUGGUGCUGGUGGCUUCCUACGAUGACCCCGCCACCAAGUUAACGGAGGAGUCCCGGCGCCUCUUUGGGGAGCUGGGCAGCGCCGUCGCCAUGGACCUGGCCUUUCGGGACAGUUGGGUCUUCCUGGGGGCCAAAGGGGUGCAGGAGCGGAGCCCCUUUGAGCAGCGCUGCUCCCAUCCCCGCAGCACGUCCGGAACAGCCGCGGCUCCAACAAGUACGAGGGGUGGCCGGAGGCGCUGGAGCUCGAGGGCUGCGUCCCCCGCAGGGCCCCCGACCCCUCCUGACCCAUAAGUGCCCCCCCCCGGACCCAUAAGUGGCACCUUCUCACCUCCCCCUCCACUGUGUGGUCCCAGGGGGCAAAUAAAGGCUGGGCCCAAAUGGA
This is a messenger RNA of Pezoporus occidentalis (night parrot), 816 nucleotides long. RefSeq names its product FAM3 metabolism regulating signaling molecule A (gene FAM3A). The transcript is spliced from 9 exons. The record is from RefSeq and is a predicted model, not a curated record. Bases 12 to 725 code for a protein of 237 amino acids. Lineage: Eukaryota; Metazoa; Chordata; Aves; Psittaciformes; Psittacidae.